AUGCGUGUCAUCAACGCCUUCAUUGCCACCACCGCCGCCAUGAUGGCCACCGCCGCUGUGGCCAAACCCCAUGGUCUUCAUGCCAACUUCCACAAGCGCGCAACCACCAGCACCAGCAAGGUCGGCUCGGCCUACAAUGACGUAUCCCUCAUCUCUCUGAUCAGCGAUGCCUCGUGGGCAUACAAUUGGAAUGAUGCCUCCGACGGCACUGUCCCCUCUGGCGUCGAAUACUGCCCCAUGCUCUGGGGGCCAAAGAUGUACAACAGCUGGACCUCAGCCGUCAGCACCGCCCUUUCCGGAGGAAGCACCUGCGUGCUAGGCUUUAACGAGCCUGACCUGGGUAGUCAGUCCAACAUGAGCCCCCAACAGGCCGCCAUCGACUACCAAACCUACAUCACCCCGUUGGCUGGCCAAGCCACCCUCGUGUCACCCGCCAUCACCAACGGUGCAGGCGAGAACGUCGGCUUCAACUGGAUGCAGAACUGGCUCACAGCCUGCAACGGCGCAUGCAAACCCAAUGUCAUGGCCAUCCACUACUACGCAGAUGCCCCGGCCUCCGAUUUCUUCGACCAUGUGAACAACGCCACCAGCCUUGCUAGUCAGAACGGUAUGGAUAGCGUCUGGAUCACCGAGUUCCAACAUACCGGCAGCGCUGCUGAUCAGGUAGCUUUCUUGCAGGAGGUUAUUCCUUGGCUUAACUCUAACACUGGCGUUGGUCGUUACGCUUACUUUUUCACGGCGGAUGGCUACCUGCUGUCGGACAGUGUGCUGAGCACCGUCGGACAAGCUUACACUGCGUCUUACUAG
Messenger RNA from Talaromyces atroroseus, 807 nucleotides. RefSeq lists its product as hypothetical. The coding region runs from base 1 to 807 and encodes 268 amino acids. Gene Ontology annotation, cellular component: fungal-type cell wall. Lineage: Eukaryota; Fungi; Ascomycota; Eurotiomycetes; Eurotiales; Trichocomaceae. Gene Ontology annotation, biological process: fungal-type cell wall polysaccharide metabolic process. The record is from RefSeq and is a predicted model, not a curated record. The transcript has a single exon.